This is a messenger RNA of Bombina bombina (fire-bellied toad), 1548 nucleotides long. RefSeq names its product SCAN domain-containing protein 3-like. The record is from RefSeq and is a predicted model, not a curated record. Bases 1 to 1548 code for a protein of 515 amino acids. The transcript has a single exon. Lineage: Eukaryota; Metazoa; Chordata; Amphibia; Anura; Bombinatoridae.
AUGGAUAAGUGGCUAAAUGUAGACAGAGGAGGUAAAAAUACUGGUGACAAUGCAACAGAGUCUUUGCUACCAGGUUGUAGCACAUUGAAAGUGACCAGAAAACGAAAAUAUGAUGAAUUAUUUUUGCAAUAUGGAUUUACUUCUAAUGAUCAUGAUGGUGUAGGAAAACCUCUUUGCCUAAUUUGUAAGGAGGUUUUGGCUGCGGAGAGCAUGAAACCAGCCAAACUAAAAAGACAGCUUAAUACCAAGCAUGCAGCGUACUGCAAUAAACCAAAGGAAUAUUUUGAACGCCUUUUAAAAUUUUCAAAUAAAGAAAAAAAAUCUUUUGAGACAUUUGUUACUGUCAACGAAAAGUAUUUACUUGCAUCUUACGAAACUUCUUAUUUAAUCGCAAAAACUAAAAAGCCCUACACGAUAGGAGAAGAUCUCGUGUUACCUGCUGCUAUUAAAAUAUCAGAAAUAGUUCAUGGGAAAAAGUAUGGGGGUGAAAUUCGUAAAAUUCCUUUAUCGAAUGAUACUGUUUCCAAAAGAAUUUCUGAAAUUAGUAAUGACCAAUUCCAGCAGCUUAUUACCAGGCUUAAGGACAGCCAAAAGUUUGCAAUUCAGUUAGAUGAAACAACUGAUAUUUCUAACAUGGCACAUUUGUUACUUUAUGUAAGAUAUGUUUAUGAAGGAAGCAUACAUGAGGAAUUAUUGUUUUGUCGCCGUUUGGAAGGGCACACAAGAGGGGAAGAUAUAUAUCUUAAAGUAGAUGAAUGUUUCAAAAAAGAAGAGCUACAGUGGAAAAACUGUGUUGGAGUCUGUACAGACGGCGCUGGAGCAGAUGGGCAGAAAUGUUGGAUUUUAGCAAAAGUUAAAGCUGGUGGCAAUGAACAUAUCCCUUUUACUCACUGCAUGAUCAAUCGGGAGGCACUCGUAGCCAAAAAAAUAUCACUGGAGUUAGAUGUUGUGAGUCGCGAUAGUAUCAAAAUCAUUAACUUCAUUAAAAGCCAUGCCCUUAACAGUCGUUUGUUUUCAAACCUUUGCAAAGACAUGGGCUCCGAUUACAAAAGCUUAUUACUACAUGCAGAGGUAAGGUGGCUCUCAAGAGGGCGAAGUCUAAACAGAUUAUUGAAAUUGAAAGAUGAAGUUGUUAUAGUUUUGACUGAGCAGAAAUCCGAUUUUGUUAAUUUUUUUCAUAAUGACUUAUGGCUUUCAAAACUGUGUUAUUUGUCUGAUAUUUUUGAAAAACUCAAUGAUUUAAACAUGUCGCUUCAAGGAAGAAAUUGUAACAUAUUUGUGUUAAAAGAUAAAGUUGAAAGUUUUACUAAAAAAAAAGUUAACAUAUGGAAGAAUAAGGUGGCAAAUGGAUCUUUAGAAAUAUUUACAGCUACAGAUGAUUUUAUAAUUGAAAAUAACCUUCCCAAAGAUUUAAUUGUAAGAGUUAUAAUUGAUCAUCUGAAGUGCCUGGAGACACAGUUUCAGAAAUACUUCUCUUCCAAUUUUGAUUCACAAAAACAAAGUUGGGUUCAAAAACCAAACUCGAAAACAUCAGUCAUCUGCCAUUAA